AUGACAACAGUUAUUCCACUUGACCAAGAGACAAAUUAGCUUAAAGCAUCUAGUUAGCCAAAUGAGGUUGCAAUCGAAGACUAUGAUGAGUUUCGAAGACCCCCAAUAUUGGAAAUAUGUCUUAAACACCAAUCGGCCACAGAAUUUGCAAUAGCAGAUGCUAAAGUUGAAUUAAAUAAGAAUAAUUUAUGUCCUUGUUGUGGAUAACCUGUUAUUCUUACUUAAUUACCAUUGACAGCCUCUAUUUUAGAUUUCAGCUUUAAUGGACCUGGAGUUUCCCUUUAUUUCGAUUUCUUAAUGUUUAGUUCAAUAUUGAUUUCCACAUUUAUUAUCAUUUGUGGAAUCUAUGAUUUAAUAGCCAGUUCUUUGGGAGAUACAUGCGAGAAAUUGAAUGCGUCAGGAAUACUAGAAUGCACUAAUAGUUUUUAUAGCAAAUAUGCUAAGUCUAAUCAAGAUAAUAAGGAUGUGGAUAUAGCAGGAAGUGUAUUAAACUGUGUCACAACAUUAAUCUUAAUAGUUCUUUUGUUUAUAUACAGAAAACGAAUAAAUAUUUUGGCUAAUAAAAUUGAUGAGAAGAGUAUAUUGGCAUCAGAUUAUUCGAUAAUUGUUGAAAAUAUUCCAAGAGAUGCAAAAGAAGAAGAGAUUAGAUAAUUCUUUAGUAAAAUCAACAACCGUGAGUACAAAAUACAAAAGAUUUGCAUGGGAUUUUAGAUCUAGGAGUACUUGCGAAUUCUAAAACAGAAGCAGGAUCAAGAGAAGACUUUUACUAAGAUUUUAGAAUGUGAAAGGUUAAAUAAACCUAUUCCUCCUCAUUUGCCAAAUAAAGUUGAUUUAACUCAAACCCUGGAUCAAUUAGCAAAUCAAUUGGAUUUGUAUGAAUAAAACUUUUAAACUUCUUUACAAUUUAGUGGUGUUGCCAUCAUCUCAUAUAAUACAGAGGAUGAAGCUAAUUCAGUUUGUAAAUUCUUUAGAGCAACUAGACUGCAUCUUAUACUAUCUUAAGUUUUGAGAGUAAUUGGUAAAAGAGAUAUUAGAAGAUUUAGAGAUAAUGUAAUCGUAGUGUCAAAAGCACCUGAACCUGGAGAUAUUUUAUGGGGCAAUUUAGGAGUUACAUUGUUAGAGUAAUACAAAAGAAAAUUGAUCACAAAUCUAGCAACAAUAUUGUUGUUAGGAAUUUGCUUUGGCAUUUUAUUCGGAUUAUCUUAUGGUUAAUUUUCAAUGACUGAUACAGGAAAAGGAGAAGAUCUAUCAUAGGCAGAGAUUGUUGCGAUUACAGUUUUAGGAGUCAUUGCUUCUGUUUUAAUUUCAAUUAUCAAUAACAUAUUGGCUAUUAUUAUUAGAAAAUUUGCUGAGUUAGAAGCUCCAGCAACUAAAACUGAGUUUGAUAUCAGUGCAGCCAAGAAAUUAGGGUUUGCUUAGUUUCUUAACACUGCAAUAAUAACAUUAAUUGUUAAUUUGGUGAUUAUAAAGGAGGGAGAAAAAUCUUAUUUUGCUGUAAUCAAACAAGGAGGUUUAAAUUAGGAUGUUAUGUUGAUUUUUAUUACCAAUGGAAUAAUGCCUUGGUUAACCAAUUUGUUUGACCCAUUCUACUUGUACAAGUUGUUUAUGAGGUAUUAAAUUAAGGUUUAAGGUUAAUCAUGUAACAUAACCUAAUAAGAAGCGAAUGAAUAUUUUGCAGGUCCCAUCAUUGAUUUAUCAAAAAAGUAUGCGUAAUUGGGAAAGACCCUAUUAUUCACAUUCUUCUAUGCCUACCUACUGCCACUUGGACCACUGCUUUCUUUGGGCUCGUUACUGAUGAUCUAUUGGGUAGAGAAGAUCUUAUUACUCCGAAGAGAUUCAAAGCCAGCUCCGACGGGAAGUGAGAUGGCAGAGGAGAUGAUCGACUUCUUUGGGGAAUUCACUCUCUUGCUUUAUGCAAUCGGUUGCCUGAUUUGGGAAUCAAUUUUAAAUGAAACGAUAUUUCCGUUAACUUGGGUUCAAUUUGCAAUAGCCAUUUUGAAUUUCUUAGUACCCAUAGAUACUAUUUUUGACUUAUUUUGGAAAACUGAGGACAUUUCUACGCAAGAGUUCUAUGACACCUAGUGUUACAAGUUUUGGGAUGAUUACGAUAGGAGGAAUCCAAUCACUGCUGAAAAGGCCAUUGAAACAUUUUUUAAAAGUACAACGGCAGGACAGUAGUAGUAGUAGGUGGAUGGAAGGGGGAAUGUCGCGAUGAUAAUGUAGGAUUACAAGAAAUAGGAUAAGAAGAAGAAGUAUAAGAACAAAUGA
Messenger RNA from Paramecium tetraurelia, 2268 nucleotides. RefSeq lists its product as uncharacterized. Gene Ontology annotation, molecular function: calcium-activated cation channel activity. Gene Ontology annotation, cellular component: plasma membrane. NCBI's taxonomy places the organism in Eukaryota, Ciliophora, Oligohymenophorea, Peniculida, Parameciidae. The transcript has 5 exons. The record is from RefSeq and is a predicted model, not a curated record.